Molecule: messenger RNA, 635 nt
Organism: Hyphopichia burtonii NRRL Y-1933
Lineage: Eukaryota; Fungi; Ascomycota; Pichiomycetes; Serinales; Debaryomycetaceae
Exons: 1
Coding region: 72-635 (187 amino acids)
Source: RefSeq, a predicted model, not a curated record
CUCUCAAGCAAGAUGACCAUGAUAGCUCUAUAGAGGUCGGUUCUGUAUUCAGCUCGACUGAACCAGAAGCUAUGGAUAUACGUGCCAAUGAAAGAUUUCAUCUCCUUCCCAGAGAAAGACUUGGAGUUAUUGGUACUUUGGGAGGUAUAGUCGGUGCCAUGUCAGGAUUUUACGAAGGUAUAAAGCUUUCUUCCUUACGUUAUUUGGUGGAAAAUGGCCACCGUCUUCCACGUACCGUUGGUGGCUGGUAUUUUUAUCAUAAAAAGAAAAAUUAUGUCAUGAUUUUAAAUGGUUGUAGACAAGGUUUGAAGACUGGUUCUAAAUAUGCUGCUGGAGUUACUGCAUUUUUUGGUAUGGAAUACUUGUUUGAUGUGUAUUUAAGAAAUAAUACCAUUGAUUUCUUGAAUACCACUUUAACUGGGGUAAUUAUGGCUGGUUUGUAUGGUAGAUUACAUCAAUUAAGUCGGGUACAAAGCAUCAAUUACAUAAAGAAAGGUGGUUUCCUUGGAUUGAGUAUUGGAAUCACUCAAGAUUUAAUGAUUUGGACUAGAGGUGGUUACAUUUGGUACUUGCAUAAACUUGGUAUUAAGAAUCCAAGAUUUCAAAAACAAUCGGAAUCUCCGUUCAAAGCAUAA